AUGAAGGAUUCAUCUUUUCACUUCACUGUGCAGCUAGAUGUUGGAGAACAAAUUACUAACAUCUUUUGGGCUGACCCGAAAAUGAUAAUUGACUACAGUUUAUUUGGGGAUUUUGUGAGUUUUGACACAACAUACAGAACCCACAAGGACUAUCGGCCACUAGCGGUGUUUGUAGGGUUUAACAAUUAUAGGAAGACUGUUAUAUUUGGGGCUGCACUUCUAUAUGAUGAAACAAUUGCCUCUUUCGAGUGGUUAUUUAAAAGUUUCUUAGAUGCUAUGUCAGGGAAGCAACCAAAGACCAUUUUCACUGAUCAAGACCCUGCAAUGACAAAGGCUAUCUCACUAGUUAUGCCUAAUACGUUCCAUAGAAUAUGCACAUGGCAUAUGAGACGAAAUGCAAUUAAGCAUUUAGGAAGCAAAUAUAGAGGUGAUGAUGGUGGGAUUGGUGCAGAGCUUGCUAAAUUUAUUUACAAUUAUGAAGAUGAGGAAAGUUUCUCUAGUGCUUGGGAAGACAUGCUUGAUAAAUUUGAUGUUCGUGAUAAUAAUUUGGGGAUAUUGUAUUUCUUCAAGCAUUUUGAGAGGGUUAUUGAUGAUAUUACUCAUAUUGAGUUUGAUUGUGAGUAUGCUUCUCGUCAGAAGUUGCCAAAAAUUGGCUUGCCCAUUCCCUUGUUGAUUAAUGUAGGAGAUUUUUAUACAAACCCAAUUUUUGAGAUAUUUAAAGAAAAAAUUUUGAAAAGCCUGUCUGCUUUUGCUUGGAAACAGGAUGAAAGCAACCUUUCACAUGAUUGUAUGGUGAAAGUGCUUGAUAAGCCUAAAGUUCGUGAAGUUAAAGUCAACUUACAAGGCCCAACGGUGUCAUGUACUUGUAAAUUGUUUGAGAGUUGUGGAAUUUUGUGUGCCCAUGCUUUGAAAGGUCUUGACAUGAUGAACAUCAAGGAUAUACCAAAACAAUACUUACUGAAGAGAUGGGCUAAGAAAGCAAAAAAUGGAAUAGUACAGGACAUUAAUAGGUGUAUAAAUACACAUACAGCGGUUGAUUUGGAUGUGAAUUUUCGUUAUAGGAUGUUAUGCCCCAAUUUGAUUAAGUUGGGUUGUCAUGCAGCUGAAAGUUUAGAAACGACGGACAUGCUUGCAAAAUUUACAGUUGAGAUGGCAAAAAAGAUUGAUGAUAUAUUAAGUCGACAACCUAGUGUUGGCCAACAAGCAAGUGAAACUCAUGCACCUUUUUCAUCGAAAUCAUGCGAAGAAGUUUUGGACAAAAAUCAACCUCAUAACUUACAUACCUUAGGAGCAAAGGGGUUAAAGAAAAAGGAGGGUUUGGGGAAAAGUAGGCCAAGAAAAAGGCCUAAGAGUUGGGUUGAGUUGCAAGCAAAGAGCAAGAAAAGCAGACAAAUGUUGGAACCUCAAUCAACCCCUCACUCAUCUUCUACUUUUGCAGAUACUACUUAUCCUCCACUAUCAGAUUGUUCAUUACAGGGUGUUGGGAUGUCUAGUUCCAUGGCAUGCAUGAUUCCAGAAACACCUCAAGCUUGGAACGAUUCUUCAUUCACUCAAUUGGAGUUUAGAUGCCCAGUUCUAUGCUUUGUUCUUCAUUUCAAGAUUCUCAAGGAUCUAGAAGUACUAUGCGUUGAAACAAAAUGA
Camellia sinensis is the source of this 1641-nucleotide messenger RNA. The record is from RefSeq and is a predicted model, not a curated record. Lineage: Eukaryota; Viridiplantae; Streptophyta; Magnoliopsida; Ericales; Theaceae.